Molecule: messenger RNA, 369 nt
Organism: Trichoderma gamsii
Lineage: Eukaryota; Fungi; Ascomycota; Sordariomycetes; Hypocreales; Hypocreaceae
Exons: 1
Coding region: 1-369 (122 amino acids)
Source: RefSeq, a predicted model, not a curated record
AUGGGGAGCGAACCAUUUUACGACAGCGGUCUCACCCGUGCAGACCACAUUGUGCUAAAAAAUCUGGAGAACGACAUCAUUAAGAGACGGGAGGCUCACUCGGAACAAUCUAAAGCUGACAAUGACCGGCACCAUGUCUCAGCAGAGGCCCAGGCUGAACCGCAAGACGAAAAGGACUCAAUUGAGGCCACCAAAGACAUUGCUCUCCUCGAGUCUCUGAGAAACCCUAACGAUGCUCACUUUGAGUCAACCAUAUUUGUAUCCAUUGACGACCUUCCAAAUCGUCUUCCCAAGUCUGUCAACAAUCAGUGCUACAGCCAUUCGUUCGCUGGGCUCGAAAAACAGCCCGAUAUGUCACGGAUGUGGUGA